Hippoglossus stenolepis (Pacific halibut) is the source of this 2025-nucleotide messenger RNA. It is a transcript of the gene id4, whose product is annotated as inhibitor of DNA binding 4. The record is from RefSeq and is a predicted model, not a curated record. Gene Ontology annotation, cellular component: nucleus; cytoplasm. NCBI's taxonomy places the organism in Eukaryota, Metazoa, Chordata, Actinopteri, Pleuronectiformes, Pleuronectidae. The transcript is spliced from 4 exons. Gene Ontology annotation, biological process: cell differentiation; circadian regulation of gene expression; negative regulation of transcription by RNA polymerase II. Gene Ontology annotation, molecular function: transcription regulator activity; protein dimerization activity. The coding region runs from base 206 to 631 and encodes 141 amino acids.
GCAGCGGGCUGCCGGUGAUGUGAUUGACCAGCUCCUCUCCCUGAUCUGUCAGCCGACUGACUUGGCGCCUCCCUCCCCUCUAUAAAUACAGGACAUCAGUUCAUUCCUUCCACAACGAGCGUGUUGAAGUCAGAGGAACUCUGAGGCUCGCGGGAUGUUUUGACAGAUUCGAAAUCCGCCGUUUGAUUUUUCUCGUAUUCUCUCGAUGAAGGCUGUUACUCCAGUCCGCCCCCAGGACUCCUCCUCCACCGGCAGCCAGCUCUCCCUGCACUAUCUGUCGAAGCAGAGCCUCAACAUCGCCCGGUGCAGGAUGGAGGAGGAGGAUCUGUUCUGCCUGCAGUACGAUAUGAACGACUGCUACAGCCGACUGAAGCGCCUGGUGCCCACCAUCCCGCAGGAUAAGAAAGUCAGUAAAGUGGAAAUCCUCCAGCAUGUCAUAGACUACAUCCUGGACCUGCAGCUGGCCCUGGAGACGCACCCUUCCCUCCACAAACAGCAGCCACAGUGGACCGGGACCUGCCCCGCGCCACCCUCCAACCCCAGCCGUACACCGCUGACGGUGCUCAACACUGACCACCACCAGAGGACGUCAAUAGUCAAAAAGCCGGAUGACUCGAUUUUAUGCCGCUGAGACAAGAGCACUGCAUUGGUGUGCAGGCUUCACAGAGCUGCUCCAAAGCCAGCAAAGCUUCGCCAGGGACUCACACCCAACUGGAGGCACAAUCACAAGGGGAUUUCAAAACCGCUGGGAGGAAUUAAACCCAAAUAAAGUCACCAUUCACAUAAGAAUGUUUUUGUUCCAUUUAACAAGGACUCACUGUGUAGAAACCUCCCUCUCCCCCCUCCUGUUUAAGUUGCUCUAACUUUACUUCUUCUGGCUUUAAAUUUUUCUAAAAGAGUGAAAACAUUGAAUCCCCAGGCUCAGAAGUCGUCUGUCAACAGCUAUAAAAACUGUUUGUGAAUUGUGCUAAAUGAAAAGCUAAAAAUGACUCCAGUUUCAAGCUUUACUAAACUGCGAAAAAUAAUUGUAUAUGUUUUGUACAUCUAUUGUUUAAAAUAGAUGCUUUGUGUUGAACAGGGACUUCAUCCCUGGAACCUUAAAAUGUUUCAUAUUGUAAAGAAGAACAAUUCUGAUUCGAGACAAUUAAGAUUGUACAUAAAGAGACUCAAAUGUUCUAUAAAAGUAUGUGGAAGGAAGACUUAUAUGUUUAAAAUAGAUUAUUGUAAUUAUAAGAUAUUUUUAUUAAAACUUUUUUUGUUGUCAUGUAAAUAUUGUGUUUCCAAGGUUUUGCUCUGCCAGUGAUGUCCUCACAUGACGGUAUCAGUUAACUCUUUGCAGUGUUUUUGGAAUAGUUGAAUAUGUAGCAUGUCAGGCUCAUUGCAGAGAUAUUGAAUGUGCACUGAAGCAGCCCUCCUUGUGUAUAUAUGUGGUGGAGUUCAACACAAUUAUAAUUUGGCCUGCUCAGCUUUUUUUUCAGUUGUGUUGUACAUUAACUAUGGCAAGUGUGACCAGCUAGGAGUCAGUUUUCUAUUUGAUCUUCAAACAAAAAAAGAGAAGAAAAAGCCCCAAUUUGAUUCAAAAAUUCAAUCUGAUUGCUGCAACACUUCUUAAAGUAUAAUACAUAAAAAUCACUCAAAACAAUGUCUCUGUUAUAUUUGUGCUGUUGGAGUUACUCCUUGAAAAGUUAAUGAUUGACACCAUGAUAUCAUUAAUGUUUUGGUUAUGAACUGAUGAAAUAUGUGAACAAUGAAAGAAUCUUUUUGGACAACAAACACUUGAAUUAAUGCCGGCAUUGUCUUUAAGUCGGUACGAACUGAUUUCCCUGUAGGAGAGUCAGCAGCCAUUGUUAAUGUAAAGGAGGAAAAUAAUUCCUUUAUUUUUCAUGACAUUGAACACCGAAUUUACCUCACCGCCCUCCUGCCAGUGUGAGAGGGCACUUGUACAUUACUGUCAGCUGCACUGUUGGACUUGACCUUCACUGGCUUGUGAGGAGUUGUCAAAACAAUUAAAGUUUCCAGGAAGAA